CACGUCUCCAUCUACUUCAUCACAGAUGUUUCCAAUCUUAUCUUGCCAGGAAUGGUGCGCGUCGAUGUCUCGAUUUCUUCAAUGAACCCAUGGACUCAGUUAUCAAAGACGCCGCGUGUCUCUCAUUCCAUCAAACACCCCCUAGUCGUUCUUUGAUCAGGGCGUUCUUUCGCGGGGAAGCCAGCAAGCUUCCAUUGUUUCGAAACAGACUCCGCGUGACUCCAUACCCCUGGGGGUUGUCGUACUUGGCGUUUCUUUCCAUUGGCCGAAGAACCCAUCAACGGGCGCCACCAAAGUAUAACAACACCACGUCAGAAAGUUCAAGACAACACUACCCCACUCAAGCUAUAAUUGUGUAUUCCAGAAUGCGCAAAAGACCUGAUUUAUGUAAUUCGUUGCCUAAGAAUGACGCCCCAUUUAACUCCAGUAAAUGCAAGCAGAGGUCCACCCAACCCAAGAUACAUGGGUUUGUCGACUCAUACCACACAGUCGCCGGCAACCGUGCACUGCUCCAAGGUCCAAGCCAAGCCAAUUCUCGAGAUCGAGACGUGUACGAUAUUCACUUCGUCAAAAUGUCAGCAACUUCGCGUAGUAUUGAGGAGGAUUGAAGACUGUACUCACUUUAAAGGGCCUGUCUAGUUGACCGGUGUACCACACUGCGGGCAGCAUUUGCCAGGGAUCACCCAUACAGUAU
Dothidotthia symphoricarpi CBS 119687 is the source of this 694-nucleotide messenger RNA. RefSeq lists its product as uncharacterized. Lineage: Eukaryota; Fungi; Ascomycota; Dothideomycetes; Pleosporales; Dothidotthiaceae. The transcript is spliced from 2 exons. The record is from RefSeq and is a predicted model, not a curated record. Bases 90 to 608 code for a protein of 172 amino acids.